Molecule: messenger RNA, 1324 nt
Organism: Paramecium primaurelia
Lineage: Eukaryota; Ciliophora; Oligohymenophorea; Peniculida; Parameciidae
Source: the annotation of a GenBank genome assembly
AUGCAAGUUCAGUGUCCAAAACAUAAGGAUUCUCAAUUCCUCUAUAUAUGGUCAAAAGAGAAUGAGGUUAAAUUUAUUUGUGAUCAAUGCCAUUCAGAUCUAAUAAGGCUUAAAUAAGUUUAAUCGUAAAAUUUAAUUAACAUCAGGAAAGUAGAUGUUUCUUUUUAUAUUGUUAUUAGGCUUAUUAAAAUCCAGAAUAUUUGUUUUCUGAAAUUACCAAUUCUGAAAUACUCCAAGAGUUCUUUUUUGAAUUGAAUUAAUGUGAAGAAAAAAAUUUAAACCAUUAAAUAAUGGAAAUUGAAAAAUUUAUAAAAGAAGUGCAAAACUAACUAAUUGUAAUGCAAUAAGAAUUAUAUGUUUAUAAAAAAAAAUAUAUGGAACUUAGAUUAUAAAUUCGAGAAAAAUUAGAAGAAGUAAUUAUAUUAAUUAUAAUUAGAUAAUCAAAUUCGAUUAAUUUAAAAAAUGUAUUUCUAACUUAAAUCAAUUAGAAAAAACAAUUAAUCCAUAAGACAUCACGUAAAGUGAAAGAGAUGUUUAUAAUUACUUUCAGGAUUCUAUUUUAAAAAAAUAGGUGAGUUUAAACAAUUAAAUAUUCACAAUCCUCAAUUAUAAAAAUUAAUACACAAGGGAAUCAAGAAUAAAUUAUCCAGAAUGGAAUAAAUUAGAUUAAUUAUAUAAAUAAUUAAAUGAGAUGCACACCUCCUUUAAUAUUAUGAUAAAUCCUAAAUUCCCUGGAACUAUUUAAAAUACCUCUUUAUUAGCAAGAGAAUUCCAAGCCAAAUUAAUUGAUAUAAUUGUUAAGAAAUCCAAUAAACCAAUUACAAAAAUAGAAUUAAUCCAUUAGGAAUGUUAUAGUAAUCUAAAUGCUGAAACAUUUUGGAAUAAAGUAGAUGGAAAAGACAACUUAUUGAUUGUUUUUUAAUCAGAAAAAGAAAAUAUAUUUGGAGCUUAUAGUCCAUGUUAAUGGGUGAAAAGUUAAAGAGGACAAUAUGUUUCAGAUGAAACACUUACAUCGUUCCUAUUUUCACAAACAAAUAAUUAAAUUUAUCCUAUUAAAAAAGAUUUUAGGGGAUAUGCAAUUUAUUGUUGUCUUUAAUAUGGACCUGUGUUUGGAGGAACACCCUUAUUAAAUAGAGCUAUUUAUUAUUUCUAAAAUAAAAGCGAUUUACAUAUCACAUCUAAUUUUUAAAUUGGAAGUUCAUCACUUGGAACUUCUUAUGCCAUUGAAGAAAAGUAAACUUAACCUGAUUUAGAGAUCAAUUUAUUUGGUUAAAAUGCACAAAAAAUUACAACAUAUGAAAUAUUUCAAUUAUCAUUUAACUGA